AUGGCUUUGCGUGACGAAGAGCUUGAGUUUAAACUACGAGAAUGGGCUCGAAAAGGUCAUUUAACUAUCGAAAACCCGAGUUCUAGAAGGUUCUCUGCCUCAUGUAUCCGAAGCUUCCGAGAAGAUCACAAGUCUUGUAGAACAAACUUCACCAUCUCUAAUGAGGUUGACCCAUCAACUUAUUCCUUCACUAGUGCACUCAAGGCAUUGCAAGCAAAAACAGUGUACAAGAAGCAUUGGGAUUGGUUAAAACCAGAAGGGGUUGAGUUAAAUUCGAAAUGGAACGAGGCAGAGAAGUAUAUUUGCAAUCCUUUGUCUGGUGAAGUUCCUAUGGAGUGUUUGUCUUCUAAAACCCUAAGUUCAAGAUCUUUCAGAAACUUAUCCACCAUUUCUGCUCCACUCAUGAUCUUACCUUCUAAUCAUAAUCCCAACAAUAUUCCAAGAACGACUAAUCCUAAUGUUAGAAUCAUUCAUGAGGAUCCUAUAUCUCCCGAUCCUGUUCUUAUUCAAGAAAAGAAAGUUGUGGGGCUAAAACGAGAUGUGGGUGUACAGAGUGCACCGGAAAAUGUUAGUCCGGCGAAGACACCGCCGAUCAUGGAGAGAUCAGCGAAAAGACAGGUGGAAGCUGAUGAUUCGCCGGUGGAAUUAAAGUUGAAAACUCAACCAAAGUAUUGA
Molecule: messenger RNA, 675 nt
Organism: Arabis nemorensis
Lineage: Eukaryota; Viridiplantae; Streptophyta; Magnoliopsida; Brassicales; Brassicaceae
Source: the annotation of a GenBank genome assembly